Acytostelium subglobosum LB1 is the source of this 1629-nucleotide messenger RNA. RefSeq lists its product as hypothetical. NCBI's taxonomy places the organism in Eukaryota, Evosea, Eumycetozoa, Acytosteliales, Acytosteliaceae. Gene Ontology annotation, biological process: protein import into mitochondrial matrix. Gene Ontology annotation, cellular component: mitochondrial inner membrane. The record is from RefSeq and is a predicted model, not a curated record. The transcript has 4 exons. Gene Ontology annotation, molecular function: protein-folding chaperone binding. The coding region runs from base 1 to 1629 and encodes 542 amino acids.
AUGAAUCGUUGUCUUUACAGUACAAUUGCCAAUAGAAGAUUGGUAAAUGGUGUGCGAUCGCUCUCUACACCUACAUCAUCAUCAUUAUUCAACAACAGUCAUAGUGCUCAGCAGUUGACAAUACAUUCAUAUAAUGAUCAACGUGGAUUGCUACAUCAACAACAAGGACAAGUCACUCAAGUGCGUUACAACUUCAUCAAGGAUGUGAUCAACAACUUCAAGCUCCUCAUCGACGAGACUCCAGAGUACAAACAGACCUUUGACGAGUUCAGACAGCGAUUCCCAAUCUUUAAGAGGAAGCCAAAGAAGGGCCCCAUCGAGGACACCUCGGGCGAGGGCUACACAGGUCCGGGCGGCAUGCCCUUCGGAAAGGAAGGCCAGCAGCAGGAGGGACAGGACAUGGAUCAGACACAGCAGCAACAGGGACAGGAUGGACAGACAACACAGGAGCAGCCAAAGGAGAAGGUGUACGCCUCCAAGGAGGAGGAGCUGCGCGAUAAAUACAAAGAGUACUACAAGGACUAUGAGGCACGCAAGGCUCAGGCUGACAUCAUGUCGAUCUUCAUGGGUCAGAUGACAGAGGCCCAGACCGAGCAGCUGAACAAGGCCUAUCAGGAGACAUUGGGCGUGCGUCCGCCCUAUCCCCCAUGCACACGUUAUGACUACUCAAAGAUUGGCGAGGAGCUGCGCGAUAUGGCAUUCGUCGAGCGUAUGGAGUUGCCCAUCGAGUACUUUGUCGACUCGAUACCCAUUGACUUUGACGAGAUGCUCGAAGAGACGAUUGAUGCUGCCGACGAAGAGCAUCUACCCGAUCUGAUCAUGUUAAUGAAGCAACGCGAAAUCGAACUACGCGAGCAAGGAUUGGAUCCACCUCCCGUCGACUGGGAGUCCAUGACAUCAGUCGAUCAGUUUGACGAAAUUCCAGAGAUAUAUAAAGACAGCUUUGAACCAAAUGAGAAGGAGCUGGAAAUUAUUGAGGGCUAUAAGCUGCCCAUACCGAUUGUUAGAGAUAACUGGUGGAAGCUGUUGAAUAGACGCGAGAGGUUCUUGGAGGGCACGGCCAAGUUCUUUAACUAUUUGCCAUCAUUCGGCGGCAACUACCUCUAUUACUACAUGGGCAAGAUCUCGAGGAUGUUCACCAAGAAGAAGUUCAACAAGCUGUUCAUGGACCACAAGGACUACAUUAUGCCAGGCUUUGACAUGCACAAGUUCCAAGAGAUGGCCAGAAGCCACUUCUUCCCCGAAUUCCUGAAUCUGUUCCUGUCGGGCAACCUCGAGGAGCUGGAGGACUACUGCAGCGAGUCGGGAUACAGACUGGUCAAGGGUCUGGUCGAGGCCAGAGAGUCGGGCCACAAGGUGCUCGAUGGCAAGUUCAUCAGUUUCGAUCACUUUGAGUUCACUGGUGUCAGAUUCUCACAGACCUCCGAAGAGACCCUCUUCACAUUCUCAAUGGUGGUCCAUCAUUCACAUUGUAUCAGAGACUAUGCAUAUGAGAUUGUACAAGGUGGUGAUAAUGAGGUUGUCUCAACAAAGAUGAAUGUGGCCUUGGUGUUUGACCUGGAUAUGAUAGACUUUGGAUAUGUUGUUCAUCGAAUCAGAAUUAAUCCAUCAAAGUCGAUCUAUCUCUAA